This is a messenger RNA of Daphnia pulicaria, 1959 nucleotides long. RefSeq names its product B-cell CLL/lymphoma 6 member B protein-like. Gene Ontology annotation, biological process: regulation of transcription by RNA polymerase II. Lineage: Eukaryota; Metazoa; Arthropoda; Branchiopoda; Diplostraca; Daphniidae. The record is from RefSeq and is a predicted model, not a curated record. The coding region runs from base 327 to 1925 and encodes 532 amino acids. The transcript is spliced from 8 exons. Gene Ontology annotation, molecular function: protein binding. Gene Ontology annotation, cellular component: nucleus.
AUCCACCCUCUUUUUCUGUGAGAAGCUCCCCCCACCACCACCACAGGUCCCGGGGCCCAACAACACGGUGUGGGUAAAGCCAGCAGAGGAGGAGGUUUGCAGUCGAGAGUCGACACUUGAAACCGAUUGCAGCUCGUUGCCGGGGCUCUCCUCAGUCUCCAACGGCUGCGCGUGUGUUGUUUUGUUGGGGUGUGUGUGUGUGUGGGUAAAAAAGAAGAAAAAAAAAGCAGACGUCCAUCCACGAACGACGAACGAACGACGACCAUUUCUGUUUGUUUUUGGCGCGCGCGCGCGCUCUACCCCUUUAUUUUGCCUCUGCCGGAACCAUGGAAAUGUCUCAUCAUCAAUUUUGCCUGAAAUGGAACAACCACUCUAGUAACCUGCUCAAAGUCUUUGGUCGACUCUUCUCCAACGAGAGUUUCACCGAUGUCACUCUGGCGGCAGAGGGCAGAAGCAUCCGCGCACACAAGAUGGUGCUGUCGGCUUGCAGCACCUACUUCGAACAGCUCUUCUUGGAGCACGCCGAGCCGCCAGUCACGGGGCCGAUGAUUGUCAUUAUGCGGGAGACCAGCUUCGAUGAUUUGGCCAUCAUCGUCGAAUUCAUGUACAAGGGCGAAAUCAACGUCUCCCAAGAUCAAUUGGGAUCGUUAUUGAGGACGGCGGAGAGUCUGCGGGUCAAAGGUUUGGCCCAGGCGUCGUCGGGUGGGAGCGGCGACUCGUCGUCGUCGGGCGUCGAGCACCCCGCAGCGCCACCGCCGCCGUCACAACAACAGCCCGUGUCGCUGACGGCGGCGGCGGCGUCCAACUCGUCGUCGAUGGCGACGCCGUGUCAGACUAAAACGACGCCCACCCCUGCGACGACGCCGCCGCAUAACAGCCAAUCUCACCAGCAGCAGCCCGGCACAUUCUCACCUCCUCCGUACCAUCACUCGAUGGGUCAAGCGCCGCCGCCGCCGGCCCUUUUGCCCCUUUUCCAGAACGCCGCCCUUUUGUCAGCUGCCAUCACAACGGGCAUCGAAUCCUCUUCGUCGUCCACCGGGCGUGAAUCGCCGACAAGCAAACGCCGGCGACUUCGACCGAAAAUCGAGCCGGGCACCAUGGCCAUCCAUCAAGACUAUUCCAAUCAUUCAGACAACAGUCGCCCUUCUUCGGCCACUUUCACGCCCCGCAUUGAAAAUGUCGUUACCAUGGGCCCGCCGCCGCGUAACGAGGCUUCUUCGGUCGACACGAUGACACGAUGUGAAACGACAGAGAACACGCCGACCUCAGCGCUCGACCUCCGCCUGACGGAUCCUUCCCACCUUCAGGAGCUGACAGCUCGGCUGGAAUUGCGAGGCAAUUUCGCCAUCCAGCCGCCCGGCGGAGACAGUGAAACGCUCCGCAAAGUCCAGCAAGAAAAAAGUGAACCUCACUGUUUCUUUCGGGGCUUCGCCGUAUACAAAUUCAACGACUAUAUUGCACACGGAACUCGGCAGCAGUACUGGGAAGAACCGUUCACCAAAGCCGUCAUGGAGGGCAUUCAAGAUCGUGAAUUGGACUUGAAAAAAGGUGCUGAAUUAUUGGGCGUGUCGUACAGCACGCUUUAUGGGCGGUACCGUGAGUGCCACGGUUACUUGCGUCACGCUUGGACGCGGGACUACCGCCGUUCAUCGGGUUCGGGAGCCGGCGGCAACGGCGGCGAGUGGUGGGAAUCCGAUCCCCAAGAAGCCCAUCGGCGAGGUGAAAACGGCGGGAUGACGGCCGAAGAGUUGGUCGUCGAAGUCGACAGUUACAUGGACGAGGACGUGAUUGUCGAACGAGUGUCGGGCGAGAAAUCUUCGACCGACAUCGAGGCCGCCAACAAACAAGAGUCUCUCAUACUCAGCAUCAGACACGGCAAAGUCCAGCGGAAACUGCAAGGAGCCCAUCACAAAGAAUCGUCGUAAAAAUAAAUAAAAAAAUCCAGCAGACACACAGAAG